AUGGGGCUUGUGUUACUAUCACUUUGUAUCAAUACUUCCCAGCACGCAGGUCAGUUUGAUGACAUAAUUUGAGACAAAGGAAGUGCAGGAGCUCAUUGUGAGAGAAGCAGAGACUUUCAAAGUUACUGUGUAAAAUGCAGAUCCGUGGGCAGCGCUCAGCAGCCGCUCCCCUGACGGGGAAGAGAGCUGACACCAGAAGGAGGCCCAGGCAACCCCACAUCCUGGAAAGUGGCUACGGACAAUAGGAGGAAACAACUCAUGUCCUAGCACCGCUUCCUCCAUCAGGUUAUGUGACUUGUUGGACGCAUAUGAGCUGAAAGGAGGAAGAGUCACCAGGACAAUCGCUCCACAGCACAUGGGGUGUUUGGAGAGGGGCUAAAGCACUGGAGCUGCGCAGCAAAUACUCCCCAGCAGAGCCGUCUCUCAGGACAGAGACACUAUGUCGAGGCUCUGGAUUAUGGUUCUUGUUCUGCUGUGGAUUCCAGUCAUGGCCAUUGCACAGCUCCCAGGCAAUGCCCAGUGUCCUGUGAACUGCUCCUGCUUCUUCUCCCAGUGGUUUGUCCGGUGCUCCAAUGCCAGCUUAUCCUCUCUUCCCCCUGGCAUCACCAAUGCCACCGUGGAGCUCGACCUGCAGCACAACCAGUUCAGCACCCUCUCAGCAGGCUUCUUCCCAGAACUGGCUGAGAUCAACAUCAUUUACCUCGGCAGCAGUGGCAUCCAUCAGAUUGAGCCGGGGGCUUUUCAGGGGGUCAAGAAUCUCUACCAUCUCCACCUGGACAACAACCUCCUGGAGCAGGUCCCAGAGGGUGUCUUUGAGAAUCUGACAAAUCUGAUCUUCCUGUACCUGGAGCACAACCAGAUUGCUCACCUCCUGCCAGGUGGGUUCUCUUCUCUGAAGCAACUCAGUGCCCUGGACCUGAGUAACAACCUGCUGCUGGAGCUCUCUGACCAAGCCCUUCACGGCCUCCCGCGGCUGCGUCGGCUCUACCUGAGUGCGAACCGUAUUACCAAUGUGUCCAGCAAAGCCCUCCCAGGCAGCCUGCGGACCCUCAGCCUAGACAGGAACCAGCUGACGAGCGUGCCCGCAGCCAUCCGCACCUCUCCCAUGCUCUCCACUCUACAGCUGAGUGGUAACCCCAUCCGGAAGCUGACGUCUCUCUCCUUUGGGAGGAGGCUUCGCUCCCUAAGGCAGCUGUUCCUGGACAGCCUGGCCCUGGAGCAGAUCACCAACUUGGCUUUCACCAGGCUCCGCUGGCUGGAGCUGCUGAGCCUGAGGAACAACAGCCUGGAGUCGCUCCCGCCUCUGUCCUCCCUAAAGUCGCUCUCCACUCUGUAUCUGACUGGGAACAAGUGGCGCUGUGACUGCAACCUGAUCUGGCUCCGCACCUGGCAGAAGAAGGUGGUCCGGAAAGAACGCAGCCCCGUGGAGUGCAGCUCCCCAGGGGUGCUACAGGGACAGCUCCUGGUGGACAUAGAGUUACAGAAGCUGACUUGCCCACCUUUUGGGACGGACUCCACCACCCUCAGCCCCUCUGAGAACACGAAUACACCCACGGCCAUUGCUCCACCCAGAGACAUACCUCUCCCAGGGGCUGCUACCACAGCUACCACCACGACCUCCACCGCCCUGAUCACCACAAAGAGGCUCCCCAGCUCCACCACCCACUCAGCUACCUCCCUUCACCGUGUGCUGGAGAGGUGGGACCCAUGCUUGGCCGACUACAUCAGCAGCGUCCACAUCAGGACAAAGGGCAACACCUCCCUGGUGGUUUCCUGGGCUUUCUCCGGUGACCAUGACCAAUUUGAGGUGCGGUACACGGCUGGCCGGGAUGAGCAGGUGCUGUGGGUGGUGGGAGGGUUGGCUGAGGUGACGCUCCACGAUCUCCACACAGGGACUGAGUACAGAGUCUGCGUCAUCCCCCAGAAUGAGAAUCUGCUGGCGUGCCAGGCCCCUGCCGCCCGGCAGUGCAAAGCAGAGCGCACUGCUGGCCUUCCUAGUGACACUCAGCCUGUGCACGCCCCGCUCGGCCACAGCCACUUGGCCGUGGGUUUUGGCGUUGCUGUUGCUCUCCUAGCACUCGCAGCACUGGCCCUGGCUGUCACCUACAGGCUGCGGACGCGGCCGAUCCAAUUCCAGCGCUACUAUGAUGAAGACGAGUCACCCCUUCAUCGCAGGAGCAGCAACCAAGCCAAGAUGACCACGGGCCCAGUUGAUGAAAGCAUGGAGGAUGAGGACUGGCACAGUAAUGGGACAGCUGCCAGCCAGUGCCCAGAGGAGAAAGUAGACUGCACCGUGUCUGCCCCACCCAGGCUCACACUCACAUCCACACCCACGUAUGUGACUCUGUGAUUCUAACUGCUCCCUGGCAUCCUAUGGCUGAGCAGGAAGUGCCCCAUGGGGUCUGCCACUCACCCAGGGACCGGACACCAUAGAGCCCCGAGGAGUAAACCAGACAGUUCUGUAACUGCCCCUUGUGACUGACAUGGACAAUAAAAUGCAGCCCUAGAAAGCUGAGAUGGGAAAAACCUGUAGCUUAGGGCCCCUGUUGUCCAUCCCGGUCCAUGCCCCCUCCAGCCAGUGCAGGGUUGUUCCCUACAGAGAAUCCCCAGGGAGGGUCGUGCACAGCCUCAUGCCUCACAUGAAUAGUUUUGAAGUGCUGGCUCUCCAUUGGGGUACCUAUGUGAUUCACAAAGCCUUUCCCAGCCAGGGGUGAUGUAAAAAGGCAGGGUUGGUGACUGGUUUCCACUUGACAGGCAACCUCUACAUGGCUGAGGGGUGGCUAUUUAUAGCAAAGCUGGACUGGAAAUCACAGGAGAACAGGCUUUUGGAAUUAAUCCCCCCUGGCCCUGAUUAUUUACAGCUUCUGCCACCCUCCACCCAAAAUAGCAGCUGUCUUUCUCUCUCGCUGUUUUGGCAUGUAGUUUUUGCACCCGUGGGGAUGGGGUGUGUGUGUGGAGUGGAUGUAAGAAGGACCCAGAGAAGGGGAAAGGCAGAAAUGAUGUUUGCAGCUCAAGUUUGACCAGAGCAGAGGCCCAGUGCAGGCCAGGGGGGAGCUGCAGGAGUGGAGAAGGAAUUUGCACCAGUCCUGCCUAGCCUGUGUGAAAGGCUGGGGAGCCGGGUGCUACAUGAUGGGGGGGGAGCAAGGAAGGAAUUGUGUUUCUGGGGCAGUACAGGGUUCAGGUCUGUCGGAGCGUCUAGAAACCUGACAUCAUGGAGGAUGUGAAUUCCAAGCCCAACAAGCCGUUCAAAGCUAACAGGCGCUGUCCUUUGCUGGUAGCAUUUAACCUUCCCACCCACCCACCCCCGCUGCUGUCUUGGUGCAAGUUUUUGAAUGUUCUGUUUUGUCCAAAACAAAGGUGGGGGUGGGGAGGCUUCCCAGCUAAAACAAAAAAAUCUUAUUUUCCAUUCUGUGCUUUGAAGGGUGCCCAUUACCUGGGGCAAAGGUGCGUGUUCCCCAAGACCUCUCUCUCCCUCAGCAUGAGUGCCUUCUUUCAACCAAGGCAUCUUCCUAAAACUGUUGGAGGGGGUUGCAGGACACUGGAAAAUACUGACCUUGCUCUGCUCUCCUCUCUGCCAGGGCUGUCUGCACCCCCCCUUCCCCACCACUGGGCAUUGGCCUGGCCCACACAUUUCAUUCUCACUCUGGAACAGCAUUUGAGCCUCUUCCGGACUCCAUGCCACUUCUGAUUGCAUUGGACUUGCCCCUGCCCAUGAGGAGUAGGAGACUGUGGAAUAAUCUCCCAAGACAAGUGGCAAAGGCCUUUAUAGCACAUUCCAUUUCCAACGCACCUAAGCAACAUUCUUCCUUCCUUCCUCCCACUCACCUGCUCGCGUCACUAACCCUUUGACAAACAGGGAAAUGAGGCAGACGGUGAGUGGAUUGCUCAGUGCCACAAAGCAUUUGGGCAUAGCGCUCUGAAACUGUGUGGGGCAGACAGACAUCAGGUUAUUUCAGCUUUACUCUCUAUAAACAAACAGGACAAAGCCCUCAGCAUUUAUCUUCCCUUUGUCUACAUGCAAAGUCCUGGUCUUUGGCUCCUGGAGAGCACUGUGGCCUAAAUGGUGCACCUCUGUGGCACACUCUGUUUGCUGGACUAAUAAAGCACACGGUAAAACCGU
Mauremys mutica (yellowpond turtle) is the source of this 4120-nucleotide messenger RNA. RefSeq names its product chondroadherin-like. The transcript has 6 exons. Gene Ontology annotation, molecular function: protein binding. Lineage: Eukaryota; Metazoa; Chordata; Testudines; Geoemydidae. The record is from RefSeq and is a predicted model, not a curated record. The coding region runs from base 440 to 2350 and encodes 636 amino acids.